Messenger RNA from Diospyros lotus (date-plum), 2926 nucleotides. Its product is annotated as RINT1-like protein MAG2. The transcript has 4 exons. Gene Ontology annotation, biological process: regulation of ER to Golgi vesicle-mediated transport; endoplasmic reticulum to Golgi vesicle-mediated transport; retrograde vesicle-mediated transport, Golgi to endoplasmic reticulum. The coding region runs from base 1 to 2412 and encodes 803 amino acids. Gene Ontology annotation, cellular component: Dsl1/NZR complex. Lineage: Eukaryota; Viridiplantae; Streptophyta; Magnoliopsida; Ericales; Ebenaceae. The record is from RefSeq and is a predicted model, not a curated record.
AUGGACACGACGUUUCACACUCUGCCCUCUGCGACUUCUCUCUCCGCGUCGGUCCUCACCUUCCUCGACGACAAACUCUGCCGCAGAGACCAACUCGAACGAGCCUCCGAUAUUUCGUCGGAGCUCGAGAUUCGUUGUGGGGAUUUGGACCGGAGCCUCCUAGAUCUCAAUCAUCGCCUCCAAGACGGCUUCGUUGCUUACACUUCUUACUCUGAUCGAAUCGGCAGUCUCUUCGGCCACAUCAAUUCCGGACUCACAGAUCUCCGGUUGUCUUCUCGCAUUUCUGGUUUGCCAUCAGAUGGGAGAGAGGGAUUGGAGAGGUCAGAGAAGGUACUCGGAGAGGAGCUGCCGUCGCUUGCCAAGAAAGUGGCUAGGGUUGAAACGGUUCGAAAAUAUGCUGAGACAGCAUUAAAGCUUGACACUUUGGUUGGCGAUAUUGAGGAUGCAGUGUCUUCCACAGUAAGCAGAAAUCUAAGGAAAUGUCCUGGACAUAAUUCAGAAGAUACACGGCUACUUGCUAUUAGAGCACUCAAAUUGACUGAAGAUGUUCUAGCCUCAGUUAUGAAGACACAUCCUCAGUGGGCAUGUCUUGUUUUAGCUGUUGAUCACAGAGUAGAUCGAGCUUUAGCCAUUCUGAGACCCCAGGCAAUUGCAGACCACAGGGCCCUUCUUGCUUCUCUUGGAUGGCCACCACGAUUAUCCACAUUGAAUUCCUCGGAUUCUGAUCCAAGGAAACCAACUGAAGUGCAAAAUCCUCUUUUCACAAUGCAAGGAGACCUCAAACAACAGUAUGGUGAAAAUUUUAUUGCACUAUGCAGCCUGCAGGAGCUACAAAGACGGAGAAAAUCUCGGCAACUAGAGGGACAUAAUAGGGAAGUUGCUUUACACCAGCCACUUUGGGCUAUUGAAGAGCUGGUGAACCCUAUAGCCAUUGCAUCCCAACACCAUUUUUCAAAGUGGGUUGAUAAGCCUGAAUUCGUUUUUGCUCUUGUAUAUAAGAUUACUAGGGAUUAUGUUGACUCGAUGGAUGAGUUAUUGCAGCCACUGGUUGAUGAAGCAAUGCUAUCCGGUUACAGUUGCAGGGAAGAAUGGAUUUCAUCAAUGGUUUCCUCCCUGUCAACAUAUUUGGCGAAGGAGAUAUUUCCUAUUUAUGUUGGUCAACUUGAGGAAGGGAGCAUCCCUGGUGUUCCAUCGCAGGGUAGAAUAUCUUGGCUCCAUCUUGUUGACUUGAUGAUCACCUUUGACAAAAGAGUACAGUCUCUAGUAGCACAGUCGGGAAUCAUGUCUUCCCUCCAAGAUGGAAACCUGCAGAAAAUUUCUUCUCUAUCUGUAUUCUGUGAUAGACCCUAUUGGCUUGAUUUGUGGGCACAGAUGGAGCUUACAGACGUGUUGGAUAAGUUAAAGCCUGAAAUGGAGGAUGAGAGAAGCUGGUCAACCAAAGUUGAGGGAGGAGUUCUCUCAGGUCCAGAAGAUUAUAAAUCUCCUGCUAUUUCUAAUGCUUUUCUUAGGCGCUUAUCAGCUGUGGUUGAUCGCUCCCGUUCACUUCCAACCAUUUCAUUGAGGUCAAGGUUUGUCCAGCUGGCAGGCAUUCCCUUUGUACAAAAAUUUUUAGAUUACUUGCUUCUCAGAUGUCUUGAAGCGGAGGGGCUGACAGCCCUGACAGAUGACAAUGCUCUGAUGAAAGUUGCAAAAUCCAUCAAUGCUGCUCGCUAUUGUCAGUCUGUUCUGAAGGAAUGGUGUGAAGAUAUCUUCUUUCUGGAGAUGGGAUUGAAUCAUGGUGAUCAACUAGGCAUUUCUGCCACUGAGAGUGAUUUUACUGGAGAGCCAGUGGAAGGACCUUCAACUGGAAUAUUUGACAAGGAAAUCUGGUUUCUGGAAGCGUUCAUGACAGAAUGGGUUGAGAAGUUAUCCACAGUUGUUUUUAGAGGUUUUGAUGCUCACUGUCGAGAUUAUAUGAAGAACAAGAAGCAGUGGCAAGAAAAGGGUGAAGAAGGUUGGACAGUAUCCAAACAUUUCAUUGCAGCACUAGAUUAUCUGCAAGGAAAAAUGUCAGUUUUGGAAGAGGGUUUGAACGGGGUGGAUUUUGUUGGGGUAUGGAGAAGUUUAGCAAUUGCUUUGGACCGUUGGCUUUUUAACGGUAUCCUUGUGAGCAAUAUAAAGUUUCAUGAUAGGGGUGUCGAGCGACUUUCUAGUGAUUUGGCUGUUUUAUUCGGGGUGUUCGGGGCUUGGUGUUUGAGGCCUGAAGGCUUCUUCCCCAAAGUCAGCGAGGGCUUGAAGUUGCUGAAAUUGGGUGAAAAGCAACUCGGAAAUAGCUUCACAGGAGGGGAGAGAUGGUUAAAGGAGAAUGGUAUAAGGCAUUUGACUGUCAACGAGGCAGAAAAGAUUGUAAAGAAUAGGGUAUAUAUCAAGUGAAAAGGUCAUAGUAGAACACUUCGUGGACAUAAACUAAUCAAACUCGGAGAAAUUAAGGAAUUUAGGCCAGACGUGUCGCAGCUGGAGGAUUUCACCAGAAUUUUCUCUGAAUUCCAGGACUAACCAACCCGAUUGUUUUUUUUUUUUUUUUUUGUGCCACAAUAAUAGUCGAUACAGUGGUAGAAAUAUGGUCUUUUCCAAGCGAUUUUCGCAAGCUUUUCUCAUCCCGGAAUCCUCUGUAUGAUCUGCUGCUCAACCACCUUGGACUUUCUUCUAGCCACGGGACUCUAAGAACAGCAUGGCUUCAAGUUGAAUUUCACUGGGAUUAAGCUGCACUAUUAGGAGAGCCACUGCGACCCUGCAUUCAUGAACCAGUUGAGCUGGCUGUCUCCAUGGCAAACUUGUAGGUUUCAUUUACUUGCGCUUGUACUUAAGUUUUGCACAUUAUUUAGUUAUGAUUUUACUUUUCUAGACCUUGUAUUUAUAGAUCGUUUCAUUUAAUUCUUUCCAUUGA